AUGCCGAUCAGCUACUGUGUUUCGUCUAAGAAGGCGUCUGUCGUUUCCGAAUCAGUUGUUGGAAACUUUACAGGACACGAACAUGUAAACUUGAUCGUUGCUCGUGGAAAUCGAAUUGACGUGCAGCUCGUCUCUCCUGAAGGCCUCAAGAAUGUUUGCGAGAUUCCUAUUUACGGUCAAGUGCUUACCAUGGCCCUAGUGAGAUGCAAACGAGAGAAGCGACAGUCAUUGGUAGUCGUCACCGAAAAAUGGCAAAUGGCAGUAUUAACUUACCGAGAUGGUAAAGUGAUUACUCGUACCGCCGGAGCUCUUGCAGAUCAAAGUGGCCGCGCUUCGGACAACUUAUUCAGUCUUACUAUCCAUCGUAGUGGGCUUGUAGCAAUCCGAGCAUAUGAAGGAAGUGUGAAGAUGAUCCAAUGGGAGCCCGGAACUGAUGUUCGCAGCUUUAAUGUACGCUUUGACUAUCCGAAUGUGUCUGAUUUCAAAUUUAUUGAUACUGGAGUUGAUGAUACAUAUCGAAUUGCGUUCAUCUACGACGACGAUCAUGGUAAACAUCUGCAGUUCUCCGAUCUCAACAUGCAUGACAAAGAACUUCAUACUUUUUCAAGACAAGCCAGCAUUGCAGCUGAUGCUUCGGUGUUGAUUCCUGUCCCCGCGCCAAUAAGUGGAGUCCUCGUGUUGGCAGCAAACUCAAUUCUUUACAAAUCAAGUGACGUUAAUGGUGAUGUUGUUCCUUACGCCAGUCCUCUUCUCGAUAACACUGUAUUCACUUGCCAUGGACUGGUUGAUCCAUCUGGAGAAAGAUUUAUACUUUCUGACACAGAGGGUCGACUUUUGAUGCUAAUUCUGAAUAUUGGAGAAGGACGUUCUGGUAUAACUGUCAAAGAUAUGCGCAUCGAAUAUUUGGGAGAAACCUCUAUUGCUGAUUCGAUCAACUACAUAGACGCUGGUGUCGUAUUCGUGGGAUCGAGACUUGGUGAUUCGCAACUAAUUCGAUUAAUGCCAACUCCAAGUGGCGGAAGUUAUUCAGUGGUUUUAGAAACAUACAGCAACAUAGGACCCAUUCGUGAUAUGAUUAUGGUAGAGUCUGAUGGUCAAGCACAACUUGUUACAUGCUCAGGAGCUGAAAAAGACGGAUCUCUUCGUGUGAUUAGAAAUGGAAUUGGAAUCGAAGAAUUGGCGAGUGUCGAGCUUGCCGGAGUAAUUGGAAUUUUUCCGAUACGUCUCAAUUCUACUACCGACAAUUAUGUUAUUGUAUCUCUAGCGGAAGAAACACAUGUUCUUCAAAUAAACGGCGAAGAGCUUGAGGACGUACAACUUCUUCAAAUCUGUACUGAAAUGCCCACUAUAUUCGCGUCAACUAUCUUCGGACCCGACAACUCUGAAGUACUUCUCCAAGUAACAGAGAAACAUGUUCGUUUCAUGGCAUUCUCUGGGCUUUCCAAAAUCUGGGAACCACCAAAUGGCGAGUUAAUUUCUAAAGUGUCUGUCAACGCUAUUCAUGGACAAAUUGUUGUUGCCGCUAGAGACACUGUCUACUUUCUUUUAUGCGUCAUUGAGGAAAUGGGUGGUCUCGAUAUAAAUUUGGUCGCGGAAAGAAAGUUCGAGGAUGAAAUUGCUUGUCUAGAUAUUUCAAAUGAAGGAGACGAUCACACAAAACCAGGAACUUUCAUGGUUCUCGCUUUGUGGAGUACUUUCUGCAUGGAAGUCGUCCAACUCCCAGAUUUGAAGACGGUUUGUCAAACGAAUCUUCCAUCAAAAAUUGUACCUCGGUCGAUUGUGGCAACAUGCAUUGAAGAAGUUCACUAUCUUCUUAUUGCUUUCGGAGACGGUGCACUUGUCUACUACGUUUUUGAUAUUAAAACUGGUACACAUGGAGAAGCGAAAAAGUCCAGUGUGGGGACUCGUCCACCUACGCUCUAUCGAGUUCGUAACAAAAAUCGUCAACAUUUGUUCGUGUGCUCCGAUCGCCCUGUCAUUAUUUUUUCAUCCAGCAAGAAGUUGGUGUUCUCGAAUGUUAAUGUCAAGGUGGUUAAUACAGUCUGCUCGUUGAGUUCAAGUUCAUAUUGUGACUGUCUUGUCAUCUCAGACGGAAUCUCCAUGGUUUUUGGCACAGUAGACGACAUUCAAAAAAUUCAUGUCCGCUCAAUUCCUAUGGGAGAAUCAGUGCUUAGAAUUGCUUAUCAAAGAAGCAGUGGAACAUACGGAGUUUGCUCUUCAAGAACUGAAUCAAAGAGAGAACGAAUUUAUGCUUCAAAGAAUGCUAUUUAUACAUCAAACAGUAGACCAAAAAUUACUUCUACUCGCAAUGAGGCAAACGAUAAUCCACCAAAGUCAACAAGCAGCUUCAUGGUUCUCGAUCAAAACACUUUUCAAGUUCUUCACUCGCACGAGUUCGGUCCGUUCGAAACAGCGCUCAGUUGCAUCUCGGGACAAUUCACAAAUGAUUCGAAGGUCUAUUACAUUGUUGGAACCGGUUUGAUCUAUCCAGAGGAGACGGACACAAAGUUCGGUAGAAUUGUUGUAUUCGAAGUUGACGAAGUUGAGAGAUCGAAACUGAGGCGUGUUCAUGAUUUGGUGUGCCGCGGAAGUCCACUCGCUCUUCGUAUUCUCAAUGGAAAACUUGUUGCUGCUAUCAAUAGCUCUGUUAGAUUGUUUGAAUGGACUAUGGAUAAAGAACUUCGCCUGGAAUGUAGUAACUUCAAUCAUAUUAUGGCACUCGAUCUGAAAGUAAUGAACGAAGAAGUAGCAGUUGCUGAUGUUAUGAGAUCAGUGUCUCUACUUUCAUAUAGAAUGCUAGAAGGAAACUUCGAGGAGGUUGCAAAAGAUUGGAAUAGUGAAUGGAUGGUGACAUGCGAAUUCAUUACUGCUGAACAAAUCCUCGGAGGAGAAGCACAUUUGAACCUUUUUACUGUCGAAGUUGAUAAAAGUCGUCCAAUUACUGACGAUGGCCGUUAUGUUCUUGAACCAACAGGAUAUUAUUAUCUUGGAGAACUUCCAAGAGUGAUGGUCAGAUCGUCUCUGGUAGCACAACCGGAUGAUUGUAGUAUUCAGUACAGUCAGCCGAUCAUGUUCGGAACAAAUCAGGGAUCUAUAGGAAUGGUGGUUCAAAUCGAUGAUAAAUGGAAGAAGUUUUUGAUUGCUGUCGAGAAAGCGAUUGCCGAUUCAGUGAAAAACUGUAUGCACAUCGAACAUACCACAUACAGAUCAUUCAUUUUCCAAAAAAGACUUGAAUCGCCUACCGGGUUUAUUGACGGUGAUCUCGUUGAAUCGAUUCUAGAUAUGGACAGAUCUGCUGCUAUCGCCAUUUUGUACAAAGUUUCCGAUAAAGGAUGGGAUGCAAGUCUUCCGAGAGAUCCAAUCGAAAUCCUGAAAGUCAUCGAAGAUUUGGCUAGAAUGCACUAA
Messenger RNA from Caenorhabditis remanei, 3405 nucleotides. RefSeq lists its product as uncharacterized. Bases 1 to 3405 code for a protein of 1134 amino acids. Gene Ontology annotation, cellular component: nucleus; site of double-strand break. The transcript is spliced from 12 exons. Lineage: Eukaryota; Metazoa; Nematoda; Chromadorea; Rhabditida; Rhabditidae. The record is from RefSeq and is a predicted model, not a curated record. Gene Ontology annotation, biological process: proteasome-mediated ubiquitin-dependent protein catabolic process; DNA repair. Gene Ontology annotation, molecular function: nucleic acid binding; protein binding.